AUGAAGGAUGCAAAAGAUAUCAAGAUGAGUGGGGAUGUAGCGGAUUCCACGGAUGCUCGAAGUGCCCUCGGCCAGGUGGAGACAGGAAAUGAUCGAAAUGGCCUAGAUUUCAACAGGCAGAUUAAAACUGAGGACCUCAGUGACUCCUUGCAGCAGACCCUCUCGCAUCGGCCAUGUCACCUGAGUCAAGGACCUGCCAUGAUGUCUGGAAACCAAAUGUCUGGGGACAUGACCUCCCUCCAUCCGCUCCAGCAGCUCGUGCUGGUUCCUGGCCACCUCCAGUCCGUAUCCCAGUUCCUGCUAUCCCAGACCCAAUCUGGGCAACAAGGUCUGCAGCCAAAUCUUCUCCCCUUUCCGCAGCAACAGAGCUCUCUCCUCCUCCCGCAGACCGGGCCUGGCCUGGCGUCCCAGGCAAUUGGGCGCCCCGGGCUGCCGGGAUCUUCUUUAGACCCCCAUCUGGAAGCGUCCCCACAUCUCCCAGCGCCGAAGCAUCUACCCAGCUCUGGAGGGUCUGAUGAGCCCAGUGACCUGGAAGAGCUGGAGAAGUUUGCCAAGACCUUCAAGCAGAGGCGCAUUAAGCUGGGUUUCACACAGGGAGAUGUGGGGCUGGCGAUGGGAAAACUGUACGGUAAUGACUUCAGCCAGACCACCAUCUCGCGAUUUGAGGCCCUCAAUCUGAGCUUCAAGAACAUGUGCAAGCUCAAGCCACUGCUGGAGAAAUGGUUGCACGAUGCAGAAACCUCUCCAUCGGACCCCUCGGGGAGCACCCCCAGCUCUUUCCCCACCCUCAGUGAAGUGUUUGGUAGGAAGAGGAAGAAACGGACCAGCAUCGAGACCAAUAUCCGCCUGACUCUGGAGAAGAGAUUUCAAGACAACCCCAAACCCAGCUCAGAAGAGAUCUCCAUGAUUGCAGAGCAGUUGUCCAUGGAGAAGGAGGUGGUGAGAGUCUGGUUCUGCAAUCGACGUCAGAAGGAGAAGCGAAUCAACUGCCCCGUGACCACACCCAUCAAAUCUCCCAUCUACAACUCCCGCUUGGUCUCUCCCUCUGGGUCUCUGGGCCCCCUCUCUGUCCCUCCUGUCCACAGCACCAUGCCUGGAACAGUAACGUCAUCCUGUUCCCCUGGGAACAACAGCGGGCCUUCGUCUCCCGGCUCCGGACUCCACGCCAACAGCCCCACUGCAUCUCAAAAUAACUCCAAAGCGGCAAUGAGCGCCUCCGGUUUUAACUCUUCAGGAUCUUGGUACCGAUGGAAUCAUCCCACCUACCUCCACUGAGACCAAAAAGUUUCUCCUAAUCCACCUGGCCCUGUAUUCCCCACUGGAAGGAAGGGAAUCACGCCUUCUGUGUAUGGACAGAUUACGGUCAGAAGAGUGAAAGAGAAUCCCCACUGUCAACCCAAACUCUUGCUUCUUCAGGAGUGAGGGCCCCCAGAGAUCUAAACUGUGAUCGAAGCAUGUGCGGACUCCUAGUGUUCUUGAAACAUAUGCCCCUCCUCGCUGUUUACCGUUUUCACCUUCCUUCCCCGUGCUCCUGUCUCCUAGUUCUAAAUAUCUCAGACGGCUUCACUGUGGCAGUAGUCUCUCGGAGAAAGGACAUCUUGCCACGAUUUCCCAAUGCAUCCGUGGGCCUCUCGGGGACAGACGUUUGCCUGGUGUGCCAAACAACCGGAAGGAGAGAUGAUGGUUUUGACUCUGAACUUAGCCUCCGCCUCUGAACCGAUUCUAAAAUCUGUGAAAAGAUUUGAAUCUGAUGUCUCCACCAAAGACUUGACGUUUUCUCCGUUCAGCAAACUUUUCUGACUGAAUCUUCAUUUCACCCCAUUUUCUCUUUAGCCCCCUUUUCUAGAACCAAGAUCCAGUCGUGAUUGCCUUCUCCAGGUUCUCUCUUCUUUACAGAAGGCUGAGCCACCCUCAGCCCCCGGGGCAUGUUUCUCUGCCCACAGGUGCUCUUUUGUUUGCUAGACCUGCCCCGGAGCUUAGGAGUGCUUACUCCUUCUCUC
Messenger RNA from Panthera uncia (snow leopard), 2000 nucleotides. RefSeq names its product POU class 2 homeobox 3 (gene POU2F3). Gene Ontology annotation, biological process: regulation of transcription by RNA polymerase II. The coding region runs from base 1 to 1275 and encodes 424 amino acids. Gene Ontology annotation, cellular component: nucleus. The record is from RefSeq and is a predicted model, not a curated record. Gene Ontology annotation, molecular function: RNA polymerase II cis-regulatory region sequence-specific DNA binding; DNA-binding transcription factor activity, RNA polymerase II-specific. NCBI's taxonomy places the organism in Eukaryota, Metazoa, Chordata, Mammalia, Carnivora, Felidae. The transcript is spliced from 13 exons.